AGCUGCUCCGUCACCACUGACAACAUCAAACAUGGCGGCGUCUGUGAGGGAGAAGCAGACAGUCGCUUUGAGGCGGAUGCUGAACUUUAAUGCUCCACCUCUGAAGAACACUGCAGCCGAACCAGUAUGGAAGGUGCUGAUAUAUGACCGCUUUGGUCAGGACAUCAUCUCCCCGCUGCUGUCUGUUAAAGAGCUGAGAGACAUGGGCAUCACCCUGCAUCUACUGCUGCACUCAGACAGAGAUCCCAUUCCUGAUGUUCCUGCCAUCUACUUCGUCAUGCCCACUGAGGAAAACAUCGACCGCAUCUGUCAGGACCUGAGGAACCAGCUGUAUGAGUCAUACUACCUGAACUUCAUCUCGGCCAUCAGCAGAAGUAAACUGGAGGACAUUGCCAGUGCUGCGCUUGCUGCUAACGCCGUCACCCAAGUCACCAAGGUGUUUGAUCAGUACUUGAACUUCAUCACGCUGGAGGACGACAUGUUUAUCCUCUGUCACCAAAACAAGGAGCUCAUCUCCUACCACGCCAUCAACAGAGCAGACAUCCAGGACACAGACAUGGAGGCCAUAAUGGACACCAUCGUAGACAGUCUCUUCUGUUUCUUCGUCACCUUGGGUGCGGUCCCGAUCAUUCGCUGUCCUCGUGGUAAUGCAGCAGAAAUGGUGGCCGUGAAACUGGACAAGAAACUGCGUGAAAACCUGCGAGAUGCCAGAAACAGCCUGUUCACAGGAGACAGCAUGGCUGCAGGACAGUUCAGCUUCCAGCGGCCGCUCUUCGUCCUGGCAGACCGUAACGUGGACAUGGCCACGCCCCUCCACCACACCUGGACCUAUCAGGCGCUGAUCCACGACGUGCUGGACUUCCAUCUGAACCGUGUGAUGAUGGAGGAGGGCGCGGGGGCGGAGCCACCGCCCACCGGCGCCAGACCCAAGAAGAAGAGCCGCAAGACCUACGACCUGACGUCUGCAGACAAGUUCUGGCAGAAACACAAGGGCAGUCCUUUCCCCGAGGUGGCGGAGUCGGUUCAGGAGGAACUGGACACAUACCGAGCCCAGGAGGACGAGGUCAAACGUCUCAAGAGCAUCAUGGGUUUAGAGGGAGAGGAUGAAGGAGCCAUCAGCAUGUUGUCAGAUAACACCGCCAAACUCACCUCUGCCGUCAGCUCUCUCCCUGAGCUCCUGGAGAAAAAGCGACUCAUCGACCUGCACACCAACGUCGCCACCGCAGUGUUGGACCACAUCAAGAGCCGGAAACUCGACGUUUACUUUGAAUACGAAGAAAAGCUGAUGAGCAAAUCUACUUUAGACAAAUCACUGCUGGACAUCAUCAGUGACCCAGACGCCGGGACUCCAGAAGACAAGAUGAGACUUUUCCUGAUCUUCUACAUCACAGCUCAGCAAGUUCCUUCUGAGUCGGACUUGGAGCAGUACAAGAAGGCCUUGACGGACGUGGGCUGUGACCUCUCGCCUCUCAACUACAUCAAGCAGUGGAAGGCGUUUACCAAGAUGGCCGCCACCACUAACUACGGUAACAGUGGAGUCAAACCCAUGGGGCUCUUCUCCAGAGUGAUGAACACCGGCUCUCAGUUUGUGAUGGAGGGUGUGAAGAAUCUGGUCGUCAAACAGCACAAUCUUCCGGUCACUCGAAUCCUGGAUAAUCUGAUGGAGAUGAAGUCUCAUCCUGAAACUGAUGAUUAUCGAUACUUUGACCCAAAAAUGCUGCGAGGCAGCGAGAGCUCCAUUCCCAGGAACAAAAACCCGUUUCAGGAGGCCAUCGUGUUCGUUGUUGGAGGAGGAAACUACAUUGAGUACCAGAACCUGGUGGACUACGCAAAGUCCAAACAGGGAAAAAAGGUUGUUUACGGCUGCAGUGAACUUUUCAAUGCUGCUCAGUUCAUCAAACAGCUCUCUCAGCUGGGACAGAAGUGA
Molecule: messenger RNA, 1927 nt
Organism: Salarias fasciatus (jewelled blenny)
Lineage: Eukaryota; Metazoa; Chordata; Actinopteri; Blenniiformes; Blenniidae
Gene: scfd1
Product: sec1 family domain containing 1
Exons: 25
Coding region: 32-1927 (631 amino acids)
Biological process (GO): vesicle-mediated transport
Source: RefSeq, a predicted model, not a curated record